GCACCGCGAGUGUGUCCUGCGUCUCUGUCUCCCCCUCCCGUACAGCUGCCGACGGUCGGUCUCUCCCCCCUCCCGUACAGCUGCCUACUGUCUCUCUCCCCCCCUCCCGUACAGCUGCCUACUGUCUCUCCCCCCCCCUGUACAGCUGCGGACGGUCUCUCUCUCCCCCCCCCCUCCCGUGCAGCUGCAUACGGUCUCUCUCCCCCUCCCGUACAGCUGCCUACGGUCUCUCCCCCCUCCCGUACAGCUGCCUACGGUCUCUCCCCCUUCUAUUAUUUUCCAGUCAGUCUCUCGCAGUUUAAAAUGGCGGCGUUGAGCAGCGCCGAGUCCCCACCGUCCGUCUUCAACGGAGACACCAUGGACCGCGAUCCGACCGAGAGGGAGCGGGAGCGGGGACUGGACGACCUGGGCGCCGGGCUCGACUCCACCUGCUCGGUGGGGAUACCUGAAUGUCCGCAGGAUGAAGAGAUAUGGAACAUUAAACAGAUGAUAAAGCUGACUCAAGAGCAUUUGGAGGCCCUGUUGGAGAAGUUUGGGGGCGAACACAAUCCUCCGGCUAUAUACCUUGAGGCCUACGAGGAGUACACCAGUAAGCUGGACGCCCUCCAGCAGCGGGAGCAGCAGCUGCUGGAGGGUACGGGCAGCGGCGGCGAGCUGUCCUGCUCCUCCCCCACGUCCGGCCUCCUGGACGCCCAGGUCGGGGGCGGCUGCCCGGGCGGGGGCAUGUGCGGCGGCGGCGGCGGCGGCGGCGGGGGCGGCGGGGGCCAGGGCUUCCCCUCGGCCCCCAACACGCUGGCGGUCCUCCAGUGCCCCAUGGACCCCUCGCGGGCCAACCCGCGCUCGCCGCAGAAGCCCAUCGUCCGCGUGUUCCUGCCCAACAAACAGCGGACCGUGGUCCCUGCCCGCUGUGGAAUGACUCUGAGGGACUCGCUGAAGAAAGCCCUGAUGAUGCGCGGCCUCAUCCCAGAAUGCUGUGCGGUUUACAGGAUACAGGAUGGAGAGAAGAAGCCCAUUGGCUGGGACACAGACAUAUCCUGGCUGACGGGGGAGGAGCUGCACGUGGAGGUGCUGGAGAACGUCCCGUUGACGACGCACAACUUCGUGAGGAAGACGUUCUUCACGCUGGCCUUCUGCGACUUCUGCCGGAAGCUUCUGUUCCAGGGCUUCCGCUGCCAGACCUGCGGCUACAAGUUCCACCAGCGCUGCAGCACGGAGGUGCCGCUCAUGUGCGUCAACUACGACCAGCUGGACCUGCUGCUGGUGUCCAAGUUCUUCGAGCACCACCCCCUCACCCAGGAGGAGGAGGGCCCCACCCCCAUGUCUGAGGUCUACCCGUCGCUACCCCCCUCCGACUCCACCGGGUAAGGCCCCGCCCCCG
Gadus macrocephalus (Pacific cod) is the source of this 1378-nucleotide messenger RNA. RefSeq names its product B-Raf proto-oncogene, serine/threonine kinase (gene braf). NCBI's taxonomy places the organism in Eukaryota, Metazoa, Chordata, Actinopteri, Gadiformes, Gadidae. The transcript has 7 exons. The coding region runs from base 304 to 1365 and encodes 353 amino acids. Gene Ontology annotation, biological process: signal transduction. The record is from RefSeq and is a predicted model, not a curated record.